UUCACUCGAUAGCAAUAAAUAUAUUUUUAAAAUUCGAUUUUAGGAUUAUAUUUUUAAAGAAUUCAUGAAACUUUUUUUCAGUCAACUAAAAAAAUUAUAUAGAAAUGUACAGUAUUAACAAAAAUGGUAGAUUCUGAUUGUAUUGUGAUAAAUCUUCGAUCAGCUGUAACCUUAGUUUUGCUUUUUUUUGUAAAUGGUAUCCAUCAAAGUCAAACUGCUUUGAAUUCAAUGGAACCAUCUUCAAAAGUAGAAUACCAAAAAAAUAUAACUUCUGACGCCGAACCCAUUAGUAUACCUCAAAAUCAAACAUCAUCGUGCCCAAGUGAAAUAGAAUGUAAGAAUUUAAAUGUGACAUGUCUAAAUUGUAACUAUAAAAAAAACUGCCGCUACGGAAAGGAUGUAAAUAUAACGUGCGAAGUAAAAUCAUCAUAUGCAUGCGUGGGGGAAAAAACUUUUAAUAGAACAAUGAAUUGUAGAUAUUGUUAUCAAACAGAAAUUUGGCAGCACAGAUGUGAACUUAAGGGACAUUGCAAUUCAAUGGAUCCAAAAGCUAGAUAUAAAACAAAUUGUACUGUUUACGAUAAUGUACUUUGUUUGGGAAAUCGAGAAUUCUCAAAACGAGUACCGUGCAACUGGACUCACGGAUACAAAUGGAGUACUGCAUUAAUAAUUAGUUUAACUUUAGGGGGUUUCGGUGCUGAUAGAUUCUAUUUAGGUCAUUGGCAGGAAGGAAUUGGAAAACUGUUUAGUUUUGGUGGUUUAGGUGUAUGGACUAUAAUCGAUGUACUUUUAAUAUCAUUACAUUAUUUAGGUCCAGCAGAUGGAUCUCUUUUCAUUUGAAAUUGUAAUUUAUAGAAUUUAUUAAUAAUUUGAAAAAAAAAGAAAUUUAAUUUAUAUUUCUUAAAUAUCUAAAAUUAGCAAAAAUGAAGUGAAUUAACUUAUUUAUAAAGAAAUUUACGGAACUGAUUCUUUUAAAUAUAAUAAAGAUUUAAUUAUGUUUAAGUUUACUUCUAGUUGAAUUGAAAUUAAAAAAAAAAUAUAUAUAUAUAUAUAUGAAAAUUUUAAAAAUAUUGU
This is a messenger RNA of Condylostylus longicornis, 1074 nucleotides long. It is a transcript of the gene amx, whose product is annotated as TM2 domain-containing protein almondex. NCBI's taxonomy places the organism in Eukaryota, Metazoa, Arthropoda, Insecta, Diptera, Dolichopodidae. The transcript has 6 exons. The record is from RefSeq and is a predicted model, not a curated record. Bases 124 to 840 code for a protein of 238 amino acids.